Molecule: messenger RNA, 1002 nt
Organism: Vanrija pseudolonga
Lineage: Eukaryota; Fungi; Basidiomycota; Tremellomycetes; Trichosporonales; Trichosporonaceae
Gene: CYC3
Product: Cytochrome c heme lyase
Exons: 2
Coding region: 29-949 (306 amino acids)
Biological process (GO): cytochrome c-heme linkage
Cellular component (GO): mitochondrion
Molecular function (GO): holocytochrome-c synthase activity
Source: RefSeq, a predicted model, not a curated record
UCAUCACCACCAUCGCCAACGACUCACAAUGAAGUGGUUCAUCGGCGCGUCAGAGCCCGCAGCGGACACCACGACGACCCUGCCGGCCGACCACCCGCCCGUGCCGACAGGCGGCGGCGCGGCCCAGUGCCCCGUUGACCACAAGGCGCUCGCCGCGGAGCGUGCCGCCAAGGCCGCCGACGCCCCGGCCAAGUGCCCUGUCGACCACAAGGCGCUUGCGGCCGAGCGCGCUGCCAAGGCCGCUGCCGGCCCCGCCGCGUGCCCCGUCGACCACACGGGCGCCGCGCUGAGCCCGUACAACCACCUCCCCGUGUCGCUGUCUGCCACGGAACGCGCGCCGGGCCAGGUGCUCGACCUCGACACGAGCAAGACGCUCAGCUCGAUCCCCCGCCCCAAGACGGACGACUCAGACUCGCCCGUGUGGGAGUACCCCAGCCCGCAGCAGUUCUACAAUGCGCUCGUGCGCAAGGGCCAGGGCGCGCCAGAGGAGAGCAUCGACAUGGUGGUCGACAUUCACAACUGGAUCAACGAGGGGGCUUGGGCCGAGGUGAUGAAGUGGGAGAAGAGGUUGCCAGGCGGCGAGCAGGCAAUGCUCGCCAAGUUCCAAGGCAAGCCCGGCACGCUGUCGCCCAAGGCCCGCCUCAACCUGUUCCUCGGACGCAUCUUCCCGUCCAAGUUCAACACGGAGCCCCCAUUCGACAGGCACGACUGGAUCGUGACGCGGCCAGUGCUCGACGCCGAGGGCAAGCCGACGAGCGCAGAAACCGAGCAGCGCUACGUCAUCGACUACUACAGCGCCGGUACCGACGCGGACGGAUACCCCAUGUUCUCGCUCGACGUGCGCCCGGCCGUCGACAGCUUUGGCGCCGUGUCGGAGCGCGUGCGGGUCGCUGUCGAGGAGUGGAUGGCGGGUGAGGCUGCCGCGCCGGUCAGCGAGCCGAGGGACUAGAGGACGAGCGCGACUUGUUGUAGGUUAGUUGGCUAGACAUUGCAUUUCUCUAC